Molecule: messenger RNA, 1045 nt
Organism: Panicum hallii
Lineage: Eukaryota; Viridiplantae; Streptophyta; Magnoliopsida; Poales; Poaceae
Exons: 1
Coding region: 103-798 (231 amino acids)
Source: RefSeq, a predicted model, not a curated record
CCUUCCUCGUCCAGCAACUCCUCACAGAUUAAUCUCUCAGACACCUCAGAGGAAAAAAAAAGGGUAAAUUUUCCGAAGAUUUUACAUUUCGCAUCGUGAAAAAUGGUGACCGUCGAUCCGAAAGCCGCCGCCUCCGCCCACCAGUUCACCGUCGUCAUCGACGGCGUCGAGACGGCCGUCCACGAGGGCGUGCUCCGGUGCAGCGGCGGCGGCACGGUGGCCGUGGUCGCGCCGGGCGUCCUCGAGGUCACCCGCCUCCAGCACGUCGUGGUCUGCGGCGGCGGCGGCGGCGACGUCCGCUUCGCGCGGUGCGGGUACGCGGCCGCCGAGGGCUGCGCCGUGGCGUCGUUCCGCCGCUGCGGCGCGGUGCGCGUGGACGGCGCCCGCGGCGUGGCCGUGCGCCGGUGCCGGUCCGCCGACGUGGAGCGCGCGGGCGCCGUGGCCAUCCGCCGCUGCGCGGGCGCCGCGCGCGUCCGCGGCGCCGGGGAGCUGCGCGUGGGGCGGUGCCGGGAGGCCGACGUGGGCGGGUGCGCCGACGCGGCCGUGGCGCGCUGCCGCACGGCGCGCGCCGACGGGUGCGGCGCGCUCGCCUUGGGCCGCUGCGGCUCCGCCGACGUCACCCGCUGCGGCGCCGUGCGCGUCGACCGCUGCCGCGACGCCAGCGUGUCUGGGUGCGGCGCCGUCGCGGUGCGCCGCGGAAAGGUGAGCGUGGUCGAGGCGCUGAAGCCCGUGUCGCCGCCGGUGUACCAGCAGGCAAAGCCUGUCCUGGCACCGCCGGUGGAAAUCAUGAGCAAGUGAACCGAGGGAGCUCUGCAUGAGUGAUGCCGUCGCACGGCCAGCUACCAUGCUCGUAUCAGUAUUUGUGUGAUGAUGGGGACGGGGACCGGAUAUAUAUGAAGAACUAUUUGGUUUGAGUGGGUGUUCUUCAUUUUAAUGUAAACACCUUGCCUAUGUGUGCGUAUACAUUGUAACAAUAAUAAGUCUAAAAAAUACUAUCACCAUUCUCUAAUAUAUGACAUUGACUAGUUCAUUUUUAAGCUACAAA